Glycine soja is the source of this 639-nucleotide messenger RNA. RefSeq names its product pentatricopeptide repeat-containing protein At2g06000-like. Gene Ontology annotation, molecular function: protein binding. The coding region runs from base 1 to 639 and encodes 212 amino acids. The record is from RefSeq and is a predicted model, not a curated record. NCBI's taxonomy places the organism in Eukaryota, Viridiplantae, Streptophyta, Magnoliopsida, Fabales, Fabaceae. The transcript has a single exon.
AUGCCCUUCACUUCUUCAACUCGGCCUCCAACCACAACCACUACUCCUACACACCCUUCUACUAUGCUGCCAUCACCGACCUCUUGCUCUCCUACUCCUUCUCUGUCACUCCAACUGACUCUCCGACAACCUCGUCAGCAUGUUCAUCAAUGCUCUCGGCCACCGUGGCGAUGUCAGAGGCGCCAUUCAUUGGUUCCACAAAGCCAAUACCUUCACAAAGGAUGCUGUGUGUAUUCCUGCAAUGCCAUAUUGGGUGUCCUCGUGAGGGCCAACUAUGUCAACAUUGCCAAGGCCAUCUAUGAUCAAGUUCUCGCAGAAGCUAUAUUGGAACUUGAUGUUUACACUUAUACUACCAUGAUUUGUGGGUUAUGCAAAGUGGGCAUGGUCGAAAGUGCACGCAAGGUGUUUGAGGAAAUUCCCUGCAAACCUAACAUGGUUACUUACAACACGUUGAUCCAUGGGUUUUGUAAGAAAGGUCAUAUGGAGGGUGCCACGAGGCUUUUUGACAGAUUGGUUGAGAAUAAGAGUUGCAAGCCGGAUGUGGAGUGUUUUACCACUUUGAUUGAAGGGUAUUCGAAGAGAAGUGAUUUCCGAGAUGCGCUUGAGUGCUUGAAGGAGAUGAUGGAAGGUGUUCCCUGA